Molecule: messenger RNA, 3465 nt
Organism: Lobosporangium transversale
Lineage: Eukaryota; Fungi; Mortierellomycota; Mortierellomycetes; Mortierellales; Mortierellaceae
Product: armadillo-type protein
Exons: 10
Coding region: 184-3375 (1063 amino acids)
Biological process (GO): protein import into nucleus
Cellular component (GO): nuclear envelope; cytosol
Molecular function (GO): small GTPase binding
Source: RefSeq, a predicted model, not a curated record
CUUGAAUAACACAAGACAUAAAACUGAACACUGACACUGACACUGACACUGACACUGACACUUGGCUCUGCUUGACGACCUUUCCUCUUCAUACCCCUUUAAUCCUUUUCUCGCUUUCUUCCAUUCAUCCUCAUCCUCUUUCAUCCUAAAUCAACCUUAUUUCAAUUCACUUUACAGAAUAUCAUGGAUAUCCAGACACUUUAUAAUCUGUUUCAGGCUACAUUUCAACCUGAUGCUAAUAUUCGCAUGCAGGCAGAGCUACAACUCAAACAACUGGAAGGUACCCAGGGUACUCUUCUCUGCUCAAUGCAGAUUAUUGGAUCUGAAGAAUCCGAGUUACAUGUACGCCAAGCUGCGUCCAUUUACUUCAAGAAUGCUGUGAAGCGAUAUUGGUUUGAGACAGAGUCUACACCGACCCAUCUCAAGAUUUCAGAUAAUGACAGGCAGACCAUCAAAGACAACAUUCUCCAGUUGCUUGUUAGUACUCCUUCUGUUGUUCGUACCCAAUUGAUCACAAUUCUUGGUGUGAUCCUUUCGAAUGAUUUCCCUUCUAAAUACCCAGGUUACCUCGCUCAAGUCCAAGCCUUACUUCAAUCUCAAGAUCCUCAGAUUGCCUUUGUCGGACUUUUAGCAUUGAAGGAGCUCACCCGUGCUUACAAAUUCAGAUCAUCAGAUCGCGAGCCUGUUGAGGAAAUCAUUUCAUCAUUCUUUCCAGCUAUCCAACAAAUCGGCACAAGACUCAUCAGUGCCAACAAUGUCGAGGCUGCAGAGAUGCUCAAAAUCAUCUUCAAGUGCUAUCACCACACCAUUCAACUGGAUCUUUCAGAACGUCUCCGUGACAAUUCUUCACUCAUCCCUUGGGGCACACUGUUUAUUCAGAUGGUGGAAAAGUCUGUACCCACAGAGGGUUUACCCACUGAUCUGGAUGAGCUAGAGAAACACCCUUGGUGGAAGGCUAAACGAUGGGCGUACCAGUGCUUGAACCGUCUCUAUACUCGUUAUGGAAACCCUACGGCGUUGACCUCUGAUUCCAAAUUUAAAACCUUCGCCACUGGAUUUGUUCAGAAUUUUGCACCCAACAUCUUGACUGCUUACUUGAAACAAGUUGAGUUAUGGGUGGCAAAGCAAGCUUGGCUCAGCCCCCGCGUCCUCUGCUUGAUAGGCAACUUUUUUGAGGAAAGUGUCAAGGAUAAGCACAUUUGGUCCAUGAUGAAGCCUCAUUCUGUGACUUUGAUCACCCAUUUUGUAUUCCCACAACUAUGCUUCACACCCGCUGAUGAAGCCCUCUGGGUUGAUGAUCCUGUCGAAUAUGUUCAUGCCAAGAGUGAUGUCCUCGAGGAUUUCAGUAAUCCGUCCACAGCUGCUAUCAACUUUAUGAGUGUCAUGGCCCGUUAUAGACGGAAUGCUUUCAUGCAAGUUCUCUCUUUCGCCAAUGAUGUUCUUCAAAAGUACAAUGAAUCUCCUGCAGACGCAAAGAACCCUAGGGAAAAGGAUGGCGCUUUGGUCAUGAUCGGUGCUUUGGCUCCCAUGAUUCUGCGCAAGAAAGCUCUUGCCAGCAAUAUGGAGCCUUUCUUUGUCAACCACGUCUUCACUGAAUUCAAAAGUCAAUAUCCAUUCCUUCGUGCUCGUGCCUGUGAGAUGAUUAAUCAGUUCAGUGACCUGGACUUUGAAGAUCCCAACAACACUGGCAUCGCAUUUACCAACUUGAUGGAAAACCUUCGUGACAAUCAGCUACCUGUUAAGGUUGCUGCCGCGCUGGCACUUCGUCCCAUGAUCCGACACGAGGUUGUCUGUGAGGCCAUGAAGCCUCAUCUUCAGUUUAUUAUGCAUGAGUUCCUCGCUAUCACGAACCAAAUCGACAUCGACACUUUGUCAGAAGUCAUGGAUGAAUUCGUAGAGGUCUUUGCACAGGAUCUGACGCCCUUUGCUGUUCAACUCUGCGAGCAGCUUCGAGACACGUUCAUGCGCAUCUGUGCGGAUAUGGGGCCUAACUCGGAUGGUCUCGAUGAGUUUACGGAUAAAGCAAAUGAUGACACCUCUGACAAGUCUAUGGCUGCUAUGGGUGUUCUUAAAACUAUGGGUACCUUGAUUUUGAGCCUUGAGAGUACACCCGAUGUCUUGAACCAGCUUGAAGUCGCAAUCCUACCUGUCAUUACUUUUACUCUCCAAAACUCGAUCAUUGAUCUAUUCGAUGGCAUCUUCGAAAUCAUUGACAGCUGCACCUUCUCUGCCAAGGCCAUUUCCGCCAAUAUGUGGGGCGUCUUUGAACUCAUUUACAAGACUUUCAAGGAAUCGGCUCUGGACUUUAUGGAAGAAAUGCUACCCUCGCUUGAUAACUAUCUCUCUUAUGGCAAAGAGAUCUUUUGCGCCAACGCAAAUGUACAGCAUUCUAUCUAUGACAUUAUUGAAACUGUGAUGAAGAGCGAUCGUCUUUCUGAGAAUGACCGUAUACAGGCAUGCAAGUUGGCAGAAUCAUUUUUGUUAAACUGUCGUGGUCAUGUAGACAAGUAUGUGACCCCGAUCUUGAACUUGGUCUUUUAUUACUUGGCCCCUGAGGAGGGAAUCGAAACGACAGAAUUCCGCGUUCAAGCUACGGAAGUUGUAAUGAACGCUCUGUACUACAAUGCUACGGAGACUUUGCGCGUUUUGGAAGAGAACCAAUGGACUCAACGCUUCUUUGAGGUCUGGUUUGCCAACCUAGACAAAUUUACGCGUGUCCAUGACAGGAAGCUAUCCAUAUUUGCGCUCUGUGCCAUCCUCAACGUCCCUGUGGAGAAACUUCCUCCAACCCUCCAUAAUGCUUGGCCUCAAGUCUUGAACGGCAUUCUCCGCAAUUUUGAACGUCUUCCUGUUGCUCAAGCUAAGCGCAAGGAAAUGGAAAAGCUGUACAAUAUUGGAUCGGACGAUGAUGAUGACGAUGACGAUGACGAUGAUGAUGAAGAUAGUGAUAAUGAAGGACAGACUGCCCUCGAGGCCGCUCUUGCAGGAGAUGAUGAAAUUGAAGAAGAGUGGGUGGAUGAUGAAGAGGAUGUCUACGAUGAAGGUCACGAGUACCUUGAGUAUUUGGCUCAGCAGGCUGCCAAGACCCGAGCUACUGGAAAUGACGGUGAAGAAGAGGACGAUGAUGAGGAUGACGAUGAAGACUCGGACAGCCUGCAGGAAGAGAUCUACUUUGAAUCGCCCUUGGAUGACCUGGAUCCUUAUGUGGUCUUUCGUGAGGUCUUGACUGGUCUCCAGCAACACAAUCCUGCCUCAUACCACGAGCUCACAAAGGCCACUACGCUAGAGCAGCAAGAGCUCAUUAUGAACUUGCUCCAGAUUGCAGAGGCCAAUGCUGCUGCUGCAAGCGAGACUGCUGCCGCUAGUGAAGCUUGAACAAAGCAUUCUGGAGGAAAUAAGUAUCUGGGGAGAAUAUCACAAGAACCUACUGACUAAGUUCGUUUAGAAAGAGUUAAUAAAAAGUCG